GUUGAACACUGAGAGAAGAAAACGUUUUCUUCACUGUCUAGAUAGACACCAUUUCCAAAGAGCAAAAAGACUGUCCCCACCGUUCUAAGAAAGUAAAAGUGUUUUGUGGCUGCCAUUUGCCAGACGAUAGAAAACCAAUGCAUGGCCUUGCUUAGCCUCGAUCCCAGGCCGCACUUCCCACUUCACUUUUCUAUGAAGGCCGGUGAAGGAGGCUAGGCCUUGCUGUGCCAAGUGUAAGCGAUGGUUUCACCAAAAACUGUAGAAACAGUUCAGAGCAUAUCUUCAGAAACAGUUAAAAAAGCCGUUAUUAUAAUUUCAUUAUUUGCUACCAUAAUAUGCAUACCCCCCUAGAAAUUUCUGCGGCCCAAAAAUUCUGCGAAUAACUGUAAAAAGACCUUCUGCAGAUAAUAUUUCUGCGAAUUGAACUUUCAACUGUUAAAUUAGGCUUGGUAAUAAGCAUUUGCGGAUAUUAUUUCUGCGUUUACUCAUUCAUUCGAAUUUUUGGGCCGCAGAAAUUUCUAGCUAUACGGUACUAGUAGUAUCUUUUGCUUUGAAUUAUUUGCUGCUGUGUCUGUUUUUCAAUGUUACCAGAUUAUUUAUAUAGGAGCAAUGAACUAUGGUUAUACCUUGAUCAGGCUUAAAUUUUCAAAAGCGUGGUGCUAUAAGCGGACGUUUUUUCAAUGUGUGAGCGUGCGCUGUACUCUACAUUUUGUGUAAAAACUAGCUAACUGAGCACAGAUGUAUGGCUUCUCAGCAUCCAUACAACUGCCUGCUUGUCUUCAGCUUUUUGCUUGCAUGAGGCAGCACAUCAGCAUCAGGCAGGAAUGCAAUGCUUUGAAAGUACAGCAAGCACAUGCAUGAAGUCAGUUAGCAGGUCAGAUCAGCUUUAACUAAAUUCAUAUCAAGGUGUUGUGGCAUUCUAUUAAACACAUUCCAGACACAUUAAUAGCUGAGAUUACGGAAGAGACUACUGUUUAUAGCACUACUGCACACAGUCAAGAUAAUCUCAACCCAAGCUAUAGCUACAGGCCCCAGUAGCUGCAGCCUUCAAGUGAACGGAGUGACAUAGACCUACCAACCAGUCUGCUGCAGGCAUGAGCGAGCCCUCAUUUGACCGAGGCACUGCCACUAGGAUAUCACAAUCCUUCCAGAACUUCACCAGGAAGCUCAGCAGCUUUCGUAACAAGGAGUACAAUAAAGUGGAGGACUUGUAUGACACACGAAUACCUCUGCACAAUGAAGACGUGUUUGAGCAUGGACUCAGGUUCAAGGCUAAAUACAUAGGUUCUCUUGAGAUAGCCAGACCUACCAGCAAGGUGGACAUUAUCACUGCAAUGCGGAGGAUACGAUAUGAAUACAAGGUGAAGGGGAUCAGGAAGGCAAGAGUCUUCAUUGAGAUAUCUACUGGUGGAGUUAGGGUCUCCAAGAGAAAGAGUAAGAGGAAGAGAAGGCAGUACAGUGAGGAACAACUGUUUGUCAUGAGUCAUCCAAUAUAUCGCGUGUUCUAUGUCUCGCAUGAUUCUCAUGACCUCAAGAUAUUCAGCUACAUAACUCGAGAAGUGCCCAACAACACGUUCAGAUGCAACGUCUACAAGGCCUACAAGAAGAAAAUGGCCUUGCACAUGGUCCGCUCUCUAGGCCAGGCAUUUGAUGUGUGCCAUAAGCUCAAUCCUAAGCCCAAGAAGAAGAAGGAAGAUGAAACACCAGAUGAGGAUGUUGAAGGCGAGGACCCUCCUCCACCACCAGAGGGGGAGGUGGCCAAAACACCAGACACAUGGAAGCAGUUCUCCACCGACUUAGACAUUGCUAUGGACAAACUGUCAGUGCAAGAGAAGCAAGAGGAAACUAAUAGGGACCUUACGGCUGAGCUGGACUUUGACCCCUUUGCCUCCCCCCCACCACCAGGAAUCCUAGGCAAUGGAUUGGACCCAUUUCAACCCCCCCUGGUCCACCCUCCACUGGCUGUGGGAAAUACUAGCAGUCUGCCUUACUUCCCUGAGGGGGUAGACCCAGCCACUGUGACCAUCCCUCCAGCUCAUCUUCACCUGCUCACUGGAACACCACAAGCCAAUGGACAAACAAUUCGUGAGAACCCGUUCACUACUGAGCUGCGCCCAGGGGGGGAUUCCCCAUUGUCCAUUGGAGAGAGUUUGGAUAAGACCAACCCUUUCAGAUCUGGAGACAAUGGUCAACUAGCAGUACUACAAGAGCAGCUCAAAGCAGAGACUGCAGCCAGACUAGAGUCUCAGGGUCGUGUGGAGGAGCUGCUGAAUCAGAACAAGACACUCAUGACUCAGUUGGAGAAGCUCAUGACUCAACUCACCCAGAUACAGUUGUUCCAGCUACAGUCUACACAACCCGCCCCCACUCCACCAACAGUACAGGAGGCUGUGACUCUACCAACAGUACCAGAGGCUGUGACUGGUGGAGAGACUGCUAUCCCUGUAGUGGAGAGUGCAUCCACAGAGCAGGUCAUCACAGACCUGGACAUGGCUCUGGCCAUAUCUCCGACCACUCUGCCACUCAUUGACCCAUUCCAACCAACCUCUUCCUGAACACAUACCAAUCCAAACUUAACGGACUCCAAGAUACACUGAUUGAUUUUGAUUUUAUCCAUAUAAUUAUUAUAGCCUCUUAAUUAACAUUAAUUUUGUGAGGAUGUUUUUAUCUCCGUCAAAGCAUUAUAUAUGAUUAUUAUUAGCUAGCAUAAUUAUUUAAAAGUUUUUUUUGUUUUUUUUUAUCCAAUGAAAACAUCAGCUGUG
Molecule: messenger RNA, 2762 nt
Organism: Halichondria panicea
Lineage: Eukaryota; Metazoa; Porifera; Demospongiae; Suberitida; Halichondriidae
Product: carboxyl-terminal PDZ ligand of neuronal nitric oxide synthase protein-like
Exons: 9
Coding region: 1095-2555 (486 amino acids)
Molecular function (GO): nitric-oxide synthase binding
Source: RefSeq, a predicted model, not a curated record